Papaver somniferum (opium poppy) is the source of this 2288-nucleotide messenger RNA. Its product is annotated as heparan-alpha-glucosaminide N-acetyltransferase-like. The record is from RefSeq and is a predicted model, not a curated record. The transcript has 12 exons. Bases 702 to 2201 code for a protein of 499 amino acids. NCBI's taxonomy places the organism in Eukaryota, Viridiplantae, Streptophyta, Magnoliopsida, Ranunculales, Papaveraceae.
UGCUGCUUAUGUUGUACUCCCUCCGUUUUUUGGAAAAGAGUUACCAUCACUUUUUCAUCAGAAACAGAGGUAAUACAUGUGUAACAGGUGCUGCUGUAUCAUAAUUCCAAGUGUAUAUAUAUCUCACAUGAAUGGAAAAUAUAGAUGUGUUGCUUGAUUAAAGAUUGACACAGAGAGGGAGAUGUCUGAACUCCGGGGUGAUGUUAGAUUGGAUGAUGAAGUUCAUCUUCCCCCUUUCCAGUUGUACAACUUCUUCUCUGUGUAUUGUCGUAGGUAAAGAUGAUAGAAGACAGUGGUCUCAAAAGAAAAAAGUUGUUCAUUCAAUUUAAUUCCUGUAUGAAGCUGAUUGAUAAAUUAAGCCCCUUUUCUCUGAUCAGCUUUACGACUGGGAUAGAGUUCAUCUUCAAGAAUGACCAUCACCACUGCAAAUACAAGAUGAUGAAUUCAAUUCCCACAGCAGAAUUACCAUGUAUGGAGUUUCCCAGUUAAGGGUGUCAGCCAAGCGUAAGAAUCCCAAAAUUUUAGAAGAACUUGGAUGGAAAUAUAAUGUCCAAAAGGACUUUGUAUAAAGUUUCGAAGGGGCUGUUAGGUAGGCAAAAGACCAUUUUGACCCCAACAAAAGCUCCAACUGAAAGUGUGAGACAGAGAGAGAGAGAGAGAGAGUCAGAGAGAGAGAGAGAGAGAGAGAGAGAGUCAGAGAGAUGGAGAGCUCAGUUGGUGUGCGUACAGAAGUAGAAGAAGAACGAAAACCUCUUCUUCAACAGCAACAAAAUUCAUACAGAAAUUCCAACGAGCCAGAAGAAGAAGAGAAUUCAUCAUCAUCACUCAUAACAAUUGAACAACCAGAAGAAGAAACUGUAAAACCCAUCAUCUCUAAUGAUCAAAAUCAACGUCUGGUGUCUCUUGAUGUCUUCCGAGGUCUUACUAUUGCGUUAAUGAUUUUAGUUGAUGAUGCUGGAGGUGCGUUUCCAUCGAUAAAUCAUUCUCCGUGGUUUGGUGUAACACUUGCUGAUUUCGUCAUGCCAUUUUUCCUCUUUGGUGUUGGUGUUUCUAUCACCUUUGUUUUUAAGAGAAUACCUAACAAAAAGACUGCAACUGAGAAGGUUAUCACAAGGACAAUUAAGCUAUUUCUCUUGGGUUUGGUGUUACAAGGUGGAUACUUUCACGGGCGCAAUCAUCUGACAUAUGGGGUUGACAUAGACCGUAUACGAUGGCUUGGUGUGCUACAGAGGAUAGCGAUUGGAUAUUUUCUAGCUGCGAUUUCAGAAAUAUGGCUUGUUGGCAAUGGUGUAGUGGAUUCUGCAGUGUCAUUUGUGAAGAAAUACAUCAUUCAAUGGAUGUUUGCCGUCUUACUUUGCUCUUUGUACGUUGGUUUGCUGUACGGAUUUUAUGUUCCCAACUGGGAAUUUAAAAGUCCAAUCACAAAUCUCAACUCGUCAGUGACAAACUACAGCUCUGGUAAUCAAAUGGUGAAUUGCAAUGUGAGAGGAAGUCUUGAACCUCCUUGUAAUGCAGUUGGUUUAAUUGAUCGAAUUCUUUUGGGUGAAAAGCACCUUUAUCAGCACCCUGUAUAUCGACGGACAAAGGAAUGCAGCGUUAACUCUCCAGAUUACGGGUCACUUCCACCAAACUCACCUGGGUGGUGCCUUGCUCCAUUUGACCCAGAGGGCAUCUUGAGUUCAUUGAUGGCCGCAGUAACUUGUUUCAUUGGGUUGUACUAUGGACACAUAAUUGUGCAUUCUAAGAAUCAUACACACAGGAUUCUCUUCUGGUCUGCAUCUUACUUGCCCAUACUUCUAACUGGAUAUGUUAUGGAGAUGCUAGGUAUGCCUGUGAGUAAACCAUUGUACACACUGAGCUAUAUGUGCAUUACAGCAGGAGCAUCAGGACUCAUCUUGACCAUUAUUUAUUACAUUGUUGAUGUCAAAAAAUACAGAAGACCGACUUUGUUGUUGCAGUGGAUGGGGAUGAAUGCACUCAUUGUUUAUGCUUUAGCUGCAUGUGAACUAUUUCCUGCACUCAUUCAAGGAUUAUAUUGGCGCUCGCCUGAAAACAACCUUGUCAACGCUACAGAAUCAUUAUUGCAGAUGGUAUUUCAAUCUAAGAGAUGGGGUACUCUAGUUUUUGUAUUGGUUGAGAUUGUAUUUUGGUGUCUUUUUGCAGGUUACCUCCACCUAAGAGGCAUAUAUGUAAAACUAUAGCCUGUUGUUGCUAUACUAACCACAUUUAUAUAAUGCCCUUACAUGUAAUGAAAAUACAGUCUUCUCCAAAAACACUGAUUUGUUUAA